CACCACCAGGGAUGCUUUUGAGAUCAUAUUAGAAAGCGCAGGUAUAGGAAUGACUUAAAAGUUAGAGAUCUCCCGGGACCCUGCAGUGGGUGGGGCUGGAACAAGGCAGAAAAGGCCGGUCCAAGUCUCUAAUGCCAGAGAAUCAGAAAGUAUUAGGAGCACACGGAGCCCCUGGAAAACAGAGAUAUUGCCCUAGGCGGGAUCUGCAUCUAGGAUUAAAGCCCAGGGUCAAGGUCUUACUAGUGGUGAUUCAGAGAAGUGUCCCCUCUAAGAAGGUGAGAUGAGAUCUGUUGGGAGCAGCGCUCUGGUGGGCAAGCUGGGUCUAUGGGCUAUAAGAUCCCUGUGGGAGGUGGGGGGAGAAGCCUCCACAUUUGGAGUUCAAGGAUACUAGUGGCCAGAUGGUGAGCCUCAGGGAGGGGAGGUCUGGGAUCCUGUACCAUUGGGGCAGUAACUGGGGCAGGGCUGAACUCAGGUAUCCAAGAGAGCUGAGCUCAUAGGCCCUGGACUCAGGGGGCUGGUGUAGACUGGUGGAUUAGGAAACUAUGGGGGAGUCUGUGGGAAUGGGGCUACAGCCCUGAAGGAGGGCAGAGGACCUGAGACAGACAAGACAGCGCAAGGGUCCCCUCCAUUCAACCAGUUUGCCUUUCUCCUUCCAUCCUCAGGAAGCCAUCUCCCCAACUCAGGGAUGUCAGGCUGAAGGAGACUGUGAAACUCUGCAAGGCCACAAACGUGGGGUGAGAGGAGACCUAGGAAGGGACCCCUGGCAGCCACGCCACCCGGGACGGUGUGGGACAUGAGCGCCAUCACCCCGCAGCGGCCCGCAGCUGGACAUCUCCGAGCAGCCUGGCCCAGGAAGCUCAAGACAGCCACCAUGAGAUUCUGGGCCACCUGCCCUUCCUCGUCCACCCUCUCCUUCCUCUUUGUCAUCUUCGCGGUGUCCACUGUUUUCCAUUGCCACCGGCGCCUGGCCCUGGUGCCCACCCCUUGGGCCUAUGCAGGUCGAGUGGUCUUGUUCCCCAGACACCUGCGUGGGGGCCUGUUCACCAUCAAUGCCAUAGGCCGCCUGGGGAAUCAGAUGGGAGAGUACGCCACCCUGUACGCCCUGGCCAAGAUGAACGGGCGCGCCGCCUUCAUCCCGCCCCAGAUGCACAGCACGCUGGCCCCCAUCUUCCGAAUCACACUCCCGGUCCUGCACGACGCCACGGCCAGGAGCAUCCCCUGGGGGAACUAUUAUCUGAGGGACUGGAUGGAGGAGCAGUACCGCCACAUCCCCGGGGAGUACGUGCGCCUCACUGGCUACCCCUGCUCCUGGACCUUCUACCACCACCUCCGCGCCGAGAUCCUCCAGGAGUUCACCCUGCACGCCCACGUGCGUGAGGAGGCCCAGAACUUCCUGCGGGGUCUGCGGGUGAAUGGCAGCCGGCCGAGCACCUACGUGGGGGUCCACGUGCGCCGAGGGGACUACGUCCAUGUUAUGCCCAACGUGUGGAAGGGUGUGCUGGCCGACCGGGGCUACCUGCAGCAGGCCCUGGACUGGUUCCGCGCUCGCCACCGCAGCCCUCUCUUCGUGGUCACCAGCGACGACAUGGCCUGGUGCCGGAGGAACAUCAACAGCUCCCACCAGGACGUGGUGUUUGCAGGCAACGGCCGGCAGGGCUCACCAGCCAGGGACUUUGCGCUCCUCACACAGUGUAACCAUACCAUCAUCACCGUGGGCACCUUCGGCAUCUGGGCCGCCUACCUCACCGGGGGGAACACUGUCUACCUGGCCAACUUCACCCUGCCCGGCUCCCGAUUCCGCAUGGUCUUUAAGCCCCAGGCGGCCUUCCUGCCCGAGUGGGUGGGCAUUGCAGCCAACCUGGGGCAGGCCAGAGGGAGCCACCCCUAGCCCCGCUCGGGUCCCUGCCGCCCCAUCGGGCCCAACAGGCUUAGACACCCAAGUCUAAAUCCAGGCUGUUCAGCUUCCCAACUGGGUGACCAUGGACAAGUGACUUAAUCUCUCUGUGCCUUAGUGUUCUACCUGAGAAACGAACCUAACGCAGGCUCCUUCUGAGAACAGGAGUUCGUGUAGUUCCUUGGAAACAGGUGUGAGGGUUGGCCACUCACAGGUUUGUGAUUGGCAGGCCUGGACCUUUGGACUGCCUUGCAGUGGACACGUAUUUUUGCCCUCUCCUUCUUUAUAGCUCCAGGAGCGUGGAGCCCAAAUAUUUGGUGCUUGCCUCCUUGGAGGGUUUGGCAAUGAAACUCUUUCUGCCCUCAGUUGGGGUGUUUGAGGCAGAUAAAGAAUUCAGGCUUUGGGUUUGAUGGGGCCUUGUUUCAUGAAAGAAUGGGAAAGAAAAUAGGAUUUGAGAGGGAAGAUCUCGGGGAGAUAACCUUGGCAAGGAGGGGGAAUCCCGAGAAGUGAGGAUGGGGCGUCGGAGGGCCUCUCAGAGAUGGCAGGACUCAACCCCAGGCCUGGCCGGCAGCAGCAAAGACACCCCAAGUCCGUAGGUGAUGGAAUCAGCAGGUUGGCCACGGAGGGGCGGGGCCAUGGACUGUGCCAUGGCCACGUCCACUGUGUGGGCAGGCGACUGACACCGUGGCAAUGCCCGUGCCUGCAGGACCUCAUGUGGAACCCUAAUGUGGACUUAAGUUGGAUUAAGUGAUUAAAAUACUGAUUUUCAUGUG
Messenger RNA from Odocoileus virginianus texanus, 2667 nucleotides. Its product is annotated as fucosyltransferase 2 (H blood group). Gene Ontology annotation, molecular function: galactoside 2-alpha-L-fucosyltransferase activity. Gene Ontology annotation, cellular component: membrane. NCBI's taxonomy places the organism in Eukaryota, Metazoa, Chordata, Mammalia, Artiodactyla, Cervidae. The record is from RefSeq and is a predicted model, not a curated record. Gene Ontology annotation, biological process: carbohydrate metabolic process.